AUGCCUAAAGAUAAGGUAUCAUUCACCCUCAAGACCCCCAAGGGCACUAAGGAUUGGUCCGGCUCAGACGCCAUCCUUCGAGACCGCAUCUUCACCACCAUUGCCGACGUUUUCAAGCGCCACGGCGGAACCGCCCUCGAUACCCCCGUCUUUGAGCUCCGUGAGAUCCUGGCUGGCAAGUAUGGUGAGGACUCUAAGCUCAUCUACGAUCUGCAAGAUCAGGGUGGUGAGAUCUGCUCCCUGCGUUAUGACUUGACCGUCCCCUUCGCGCGCUGGCUCGCAAUGAACACGGACGUGCGCAACAUCAAGCGCUACCACAUUGCCAAGGUGUACCGUCGUGAUCAGCCUGCUGUCAGCAAGGGCCGUAUGCGCGAGUUCUACCAGUGUGACUUCGAUAUCGCCGGUGCCUUCGACCCCAUGGUGCCCGAUGCCGAGGUACUGCGCAUUGUCAGUGAGGUCUUCGAGGAGCUCGGCUGGAAUGGCCGUUACACGAUCAAGAUCAACCACCGUAAGAUUCUGGACGGUGUCUUUGCCGUGUGUGGUGUGCCAGAGGACAAGAUCCGGCCCAUCUCGAGCGCUGUCGAUAAGCUGGAUAAGAUGCCUUGGGCGGAUGUUCGCAAGGAGAUGGUCGAUGAGAAGGGCUUGGAUGGUGCCAUUGCGGACCGUAUUGAGACCUAUGUUAUGCACAAGGGUGGCCGUGAGCUUUUGAACAAGCUCUUGGAGGAUGAGACUCUUACUGCCAAUGCUUCCGCUAAGGCUGGUCUCGACGAUAUGGCUUUGAUGAUGGACUACCUGGAGGCGUUUGGAUCGUUGGAUAAGAUCUCCUUCGAUAUGUCUCUGGCUCGUGGUUUGGAUUACUACACCGGUGUUAUCUACGAGGUUGUCACCGAGGGCUCUGCCCCCGCCAUUCAAUCUGACGCCCCGGAGGCGGAGAAGGCUCGCAAGUCCAACAAGAAGGACAAGAAGGUCUCAGAGGAUGACGACCGUUCAAACGACCCCACUCUUGGUGUAGGCAGUGUUGCCGCCGGUGGUCGUUACGACAACCUUGUGGGCAUGUUCCAACCCAAGGCUCAGAUUCCCUGUGUCGGUGUUUCUUUCGGAGUGGACCGUAUCUUUUCCAUUACCAAGGCUCGCAUUGAGCGUGAGAACAAGACUGAGGCUCUCCGCAAGAGCGAGGUCGACGCAUACGUUAUGGCCUUCGGUGGUAAGGGUUUCACUGGAAUGCUCAAGGAGCGUAUGGAGGUCUGCCAGAAGCUGUGGAACGCUAACAUCAAGGCUGAGUUCUCCUACAAGCUGAAGCCCAAGCUUCCCCAGCAGUUCAAGGCUGCCGAGCAGGGUGCUAUUCCCUUUGCCGUCAUUCUCGGUGAAGAGGAGUUGGCUGCUGGUAAGGUUCGCAUCAAGGAGAUGGGUCUCCCCGCUGACCACCCCGAGAAGGAGGGUGUUGAGGUCGAGCUGGCCUCCUUGGUGACUGAACUUAAGUCGCGCCUUUCCCAAAAGCAAAACGGUGCCGUCGACAACCUAGCUCAGCAACUGCAAGCUGCACAGGUUUGA
Messenger RNA from Penicillium verhagenii, 1551 nucleotides. Its product is annotated as histidine--tRNA ligase. Gene Ontology annotation, cellular component: mitochondrion; cytoplasm. The coding region runs from base 1 to 1551 and encodes 516 amino acids. Lineage: Eukaryota; Fungi; Ascomycota; Eurotiomycetes; Eurotiales; Aspergillaceae. The transcript has 2 exons. Gene Ontology annotation, biological process: mitochondrial translation. The record is from RefSeq and is a predicted model, not a curated record.